Messenger RNA from Ostrinia furnacalis (Asian corn borer), 876 nucleotides. Its product is annotated as GILT-like protein 2. The record is from RefSeq and is a predicted model, not a curated record. The coding region runs from base 86 to 775 and encodes 229 amino acids. Lineage: Eukaryota; Metazoa; Arthropoda; Insecta; Lepidoptera; Crambidae. Gene Ontology annotation, molecular function: oxidoreductase activity, acting on a sulfur group of donors, disulfide as acceptor. The transcript has 5 exons.
GUGAAUAUAUUCCAGUGUUAUUGCCAGUGUAUUAUCACACACAUACGAGAAAGCACGUUCAUUUAGUGGAGAUAACAAUAUUAUAAUGUUCCUACGCCAGUUUAUAUUGUUUGCUACUGUUUUAGUUAUUACGAAUUCUCAGGAUAUUGAAAUUCUCUCCAAUGCAUUAGAUAGUGUGAAUACGCCGAUAAAAGUCAUCGAGGCUGAUUUCAUUUUUAUUAAAGAAAAGAUUACAGUGCAAGUAAACGUACCAUCAUUGAAAUUGUACUACGAAAGCUUAUGUCCCGACUGCAUUGAGUUCGAUUCGACACAGUUCAAAAAUGUAGUUGAAUUGUUGCAUCAGUAUGUGGACAUUCACACGUAUCCUUAUGGGAAUGCUAGGACAGUGAAACAUGGCAACAAUACUGUAGUAAUUUGCCAGCAUGGGCCGGAAGAGUGCUAUGGGAACAAGCUACACGCAUGCGCGCUGGACAUCAUAGCUAACGGCACCGAGGCGCUGCUCUUUAACGCCUGCAUGAUGGCCCAGCGCAGUAAUGAUACUAGCGCAGACAAUUGUGGAGAACGCAUGAACAUCAAAGUGGACUCAAUCAAGGAAUGUGCUAAGAGCCAAAAAGGCACCGAUCUUCUGGUGCAUUACGGGGAAGAGAGCAAGAAAGUCGGUUUCGGAUACGUCCCUUAUGUCCUUCUCAAUGGCGUCGAGUGGCAAGGAAAUAACCUCUUGAGUGACUUGUGUGCGACUUUCAAAAACCCGCCAGAACCUUGCAGAUCAAAGUAGGAUNAAUAGGCUGUAAGAUAGAGCUGUUCAUUUGAAAUGUCUCCGCCAUCCGAACAAAUUUUAUCAUUAGUAAUGAAUAUAAUGACCAAUCUAUAAGUUAA